AGCAUCACUGAACAGUGUUGUUAGGACUAGUCAGUGACAUUGGAUAACACCGUCCGGACUGAUCUUUCCAAGGCCAAAGCGAUCAAGAAUGAGCAACAACGUGCAGAACCUGCUGCUAGAAUCCCUCCUGGGCACAAAGCACGUGGACAAUGCUGCCAUCAUCAGGAUCCAUGAGCGGACUAUCUUGGUGUCCUCACCAGGGUUUAAUAUAUCACCCAGUGACAUCCGUGUGCUUGUGAACGGAUUCUCCAAGAACCCUCUUCAAGUGCGAAGGGAAGGACUGUACUUCAGAGAGAAGGACUACAAGUGUGUCAGGGCAGAUGAGCGCUCCCUGUAUGCCAAGAAGAACAACACAGGGCUGGUGGUCGUUCAAACCAAUCUCUACCUCCUGGUGGCCACAUAUCGGGAGGACAUGUAUGCCAGCGUGUGUGUGGAAGCUGUCGAGAAGCUGGGUGACUACUUGAGAAAGAAGGGGAGUUAA
This is a messenger RNA of Trichosurus vulpecula (common brushtail), 481 nucleotides long. RefSeq names its product profilin family member 4 (gene PFN4). The transcript is spliced from 5 exons. Lineage: Eukaryota; Metazoa; Chordata; Mammalia; Diprotodontia; Phalangeridae. Gene Ontology annotation, cellular component: cell cortex. Gene Ontology annotation, molecular function: actin monomer binding. Bases 89 to 481 code for a protein of 130 amino acids. The record is from RefSeq and is a predicted model, not a curated record.